This is a messenger RNA of Caenorhabditis remanei, 1944 nucleotides long. RefSeq lists its product as uncharacterized. NCBI's taxonomy places the organism in Eukaryota, Metazoa, Nematoda, Chromadorea, Rhabditida, Rhabditidae. The transcript is spliced from 17 exons. The record is from RefSeq and is a predicted model, not a curated record. Bases 1 to 1944 code for a protein of 647 amino acids.
AUGGAAAGUGUACUCAAACUUGAUUCUACAGUAAUCCAGGAAAAUGAAGCUUCUCCCCAAACUUUCUGCUCUAUCCCGUCAUGCCAUUCUCUUUUUACAUCCGACUCGACAGCAUUUCACUUGCCUUCUACCGGAAUGUUGGUGUGCAGUGACUGCUAUAAGUUAUACUUGAAAAGUGAGUACGAGAAAGUAAUUGCGGCAGAAAGAGGAGCAGUGAAUGAAAAAUCGGAGUGUGAUUCGCCUCUGCCUGAAGCUUGUAAAAGCUCAGUGGAAGACAAUUUAGUAUUCAACUUGGAAGAAGAGUCAAUGGAAGUUGAAUCCCCUGUGGAAGAGUGGAACAUGCCAGCUGCUAAGACCCAGAUAUAUCCUAUUGCAAACCAGUCAAAUACCGAAUUUCAAUAUUCUGAAGAAUACAAUUAUGGCGUGGACCCAAGUUUACUUCUCCCAUAUUCAUAUCAAGAAUCAAACAUUUUGUGCAAUAUUGAUGCUUACCAAAAUCCAUCAUAUCAGCCGAAGAUAUACUUCAACAGCAGCGGUAUCAACUUUUCUGAAAAUUCAGCAAAAAUCCUCACGUAUACUACACUGGAGCCAGCGUCUAGCAGCACUUGCCCGUUAGAAACACCAAUCACAGAUAAUCCUGGCAUUAGUUGUCAAGAAGAGACCAUUGCCUACCCACCAGAGAUGCAAGAGAGAAAAACUGAGAGCGAUAAGAACUCAGAAACUCAAGAACCACAAAGUGAGAAUAUACAGAAAGGUCAAAAUUGCGCUAAUGAAUAUUGUAAACAGAAACUACUCCCAAAAAGAAACGCCCUACAUCCUGUGACACAAAAAAGAGUUUGCCAAACCUGUCAAACAUAUUACAAAAGGAAUGGGAAAGAUCGAGAACUUACAACAACAAGAAAAACAGAAAAUGAUGAAACAAAGAACUCACUAUCAGAAACUCAAGAAUCACAAAGUGAGACUAUCCAGGAAAGUCAAAAAUGCGCCAACAACAUCUGUAAGCAAACUCUACUUCUGGGAAAAAUUAGUGUUCAUCCUGUAACUAAAGAAAAGAUUUGCAGACCAUGUUAUGAUUACCACAGAAAAACAGGGAGAGACCGUCUAAAAGUGAUCGUAACGAGGAAAAAAAGAGAAGAACACGAAACACAUUGCGCCAAUCCAUAUUGCAAACAACCACUACUCCCAAGAAGAAACGCCCUACAUCCUGUGACACAGAAAAGAGUUUGCCCAGCUUGUUGUAUAUAUUAUGAAAGAAAUGGAAGAGACCGAGGAUUUAUGACAUUAAAAAUAAGAAAAAGAGAAAGUCAUGAAACAAAUUGUGCUAACAAUCUCUGUCAACAGCUGCUACUUCCGAAACACUUCAGACCUCAUCCUGUUACUAAAGAGAAGCUUUGCAUAUGUGUCUAUCAGCGUGGGAAUCUGAGACAUCCGGAGACUGGAAAAUGGAUAUAUAGUAACUGCUUGAGGCGUUACUUUGUAGGCAGUGGAAAAUGGAGUGCAAAAGGAGAAAAAGCAUGCUAUGCCUACCACAAAAAAAAUGGAAAAGACCGAGAAAAAGUGUGGACUGCGUCUAGGCGUGUGAAUGAAACAAAAGGGUUUACUGUAAUAAAGUUGAAGGAGAAGAAGCGAAACAACUCACGGCAGGCCGAGGGAAUGUUUUCAUCUGAAAAUAAUGAAAAACAUGAUGUGGACGAUCAGAAAAUGGUAGGAACAAAACUGAAGGAGUUAGACUGUGAUAGAUAUGGAAGUUUAUCAGAUAUGAUGUCCAUAUCUUCUGGCGAUGAUUCAAGAGAAGAGUCUUCAGAAUCAGAUUGCGAGUCUGAUUUAUCUGAAAUGGAUUUCGAAAGAAAAAUUUAUGCUUCCUUUUUUGUCUGUAAAGUUAUAAAGAUUGCUUCCACAAAUUAUAAAUAUCAGAACAUUAUGAUCAAAGAUUGUUAUGUCUGA